UAGGGGGUGCUGUUGGACAGAAAGUGAACUCUGGACCCUCCAUUAAAACCAACAUUUCCGUAAGCUGUCCACAGUGAUCACAACAAAACUUUGUCCUACACAACUUCUCCUGCGUGUUGUGGACAUUUAUCAGCGAUAAUGUCCGAUAAAACAAGAAGCUUUGCCGAUACCAACGUACACCUGGAUGUUAAGGAUUAUUAUGGAAAGACGUUGAAGAACACCUCAGACCUGAAGAGCAAUGUCUGUGUGGCUUCUGCCACGCACCUUCCAAAAUUCAUCCUCCAGGCUCUGAAGAAAGUCCAUCCUGAUGUCACUGACAGAUACUUUGGUUGCGGUCUGGUGGUGCCAGAGUGUUUGGAGGGCUGCAGGAUUCUGGACCUGGGCAGUGGGAGUGGUAGAGACUGCUACAUGCUGAGUCAGCUGGUGGGAGAGACGGGCCAUGUCACUGGCAUUGACAUGACUGAGGAUCAGCUUCAAGUAGCCAGGAAACAUGUGGACUUUCACAUGAAAGAGUUUGGCUACAAGAAGCCCAACGUGACUUUUGUUCAGGGUUUCAUUGAGGCCUUGACAGAGGCGGGUCUGGAAAAGAGCUCUUACGAUAUCAUUAUCUCCAACUGUGUGGUCAACCUUUCUCCAGACAAGAAGAAAGUUCUGACUGAAGCUUACAGUGUGCUCAAGGAUGGCGGUGAGUUCUUCUUCAGUGACAUGUACUGCAAUGGAAGACAAACGGAGGAGAUUAAAAACAACAAAGUCCUGUGGGGUGAGGGCUUUGGUGGUGCGCUGUGGUACAAAGAUCUGCUGCAAUUGGCCAAGGAAGUAGGAUUCAGCACCCCAAGGCUUGUUACUGCCAGCACCAUCACUGUUGACAACAAAGACAUGGAAGCGAUUCUGGGUGACUUCAAGUUUGUCUCUGCCACAUAUCGUCUGUUUAAGGUCCCUAAAGGCAGCACCAAGCCAUGUAAAGUCAUGUAUAACGGUAACAUCACAGGGGCGGAGGAGACCCUCCGCUUUGACUGUCAGUACACCUUCAAGGCUGAUCAAGUGGUGGAGGUAGAUGCCGAAGUUGCCGCCAUUCUGACCCAUUCCAGAUUUGCACAGGUCUUCACUUUCCAGCCGCCAGGAGACUCCUGUGUCCAACCAAAGGCAAGCACCGAGAAUCCUUUUGAGCUGGCUGUGCAGCUGCAGAGAGCAAGUCCAGGUUCACCCACAGGGGGGAGUUGCAGCACAAAGUCUGCAACCUGCUGCAAGUGAUUGAUGCAAAUAGGCCCAGAGUCACAUGGUGGUACAACAGUAGUUUAAAUAAACCUAUUACUCAAUAUGUGCAUUGAUCGUGCUGUAGGGGUGAAUAAUUACAACAGUCAAACCCAGUACAUUCAGGUUAUAGCAAAUACUAUAUUACAGGAGAUGAUGUUAUAACAUAUGUUUAGUAUUCACUACUCUUCCCCUUUAAACAGGAUAUGCUUGCUGUGGAAAUACAACAUCAUAGAUCAUUUUUGGACACCUACUUUAAACACAUUUAAUUACUCACUAUAUUCCAUCCUCCUUUUUUGUAUUUUUUACAUUUCUUUGUUACAGUCUACCCCAGCUGACUUAGUGUAAGAGGUGUACCCCACCUGACCAGAGAGGCAGUUAAAGGCCUACUGAAAGCCACUACUACCCACCACGCAGUCUGAUAGUUUAUAUAUUAAUGAUGAAAUAUUAACAUUGCACCACAUGCCACUACGGCCUUUUUAGUUUACUAAAUUGCAUUUUUAAAUUUCCCGGGAUUUUUUUUCUUGAAAACGUCGCGUAAUGAUGACGUGUACGCGUGACGUCACGGGCUGUUAUGAAUAUGAGCGCUGCGUACACACACAGCUAAAAGUCGUCUGCUUUAACGGCAUAAUUACACAGUAUUUUGGAGAUCUGUGUUGCUGAAUCUUUUGCAAUUUGUUCAAUUAAUAUUGGAGAAGUCAAAGUAGAAAGAGAGUUGGGAAGCUUUAGCCUUUAGCCACUAAAACACACGGUGAUUCCUUGUUUAAAAUUCACGGAGGUGAAACUUUAGUAUGGAUCACAGCGGACAUGGAUCCCGACUACAUGUCAACCAGCAGGUUUCGGUGAGAAAAUUGUGGUUAAAAAGUAGCCUCUUACCGGAUAUCAGCUGAGCUUGUGCCAUCCAUACAGCUGCCGUCGACUUCCCCGAGACACUGCGCUUCAACACCCGGCCGUGGACGUACACUUCCGACUAUCAGGUACUGUUAAACUCACUAAAACACUAGCAACACAAUAGAAAGAUAAGGGAUUUCCCAGAAAUAUCCUAGUAAAUGACUCUAAAAACAUAUGAAUCCGUCUCAAUGCAACGCGAUUGCAAUCGCGUCUUGUUUUUUUUUUGUUUUUUAGUUUUUUUUUUUCUGUUUUUUUUUCUAGUCCGUCCGUCAAUAUCCUCAAACACGGAUCUUUCCUCCUCGCUCAAAUUAACGGGGAAAUUGUCGUUUUCUCGGUCUGAAUAGCUGUUUUUGUUGGAGGCUCCCAUUAAAAUCAAUGUGAAUAUAUGAGGAGCCAUCAACAUGUGACAUCAUCGUCUGCGACUUCCGGGCUUUUCUCCAGUUGCAAACUUUAUCAUGGAUGUUCUCUACUAAAUCCUUUCAGCAAAAAUAUGGCAAUAUCGCGAAAUUAUCAAGUAUGACACAUAGAAUGGACCUGCUAUCCCCGUUUAGAUAAGAAAAUCUCAUUUCAGUAGGCCUUUAACUAUUCCCACUUUUAUCAUCAAUCAGUGGGGACUGAACCCACACAAGUCAAUCACUAAACCAGUGGUUUCCAAAGUGUGGCUCGUAGGCCAUUUUUUAUUCAAAACAAAAGACAUUGAGUAUCAUUGAGAUACAAUAUGUUACUUGAUAUUACACUUUGGAGUUAAGUGGUUUAGUUCAGAUAGCUUAACAAAGGGACACCCCUGUACUAAACUAUUAGUAACAUUCACAAUCUACAGUGAAAAUAAUUCAACUUUUUAGUGCUUUUUGGUGUGAUAUGUCUUACUCGUAAACAGCGUACUUGUAAUUAUGUUUCUGUUGUACCACUUUUAGUUUGAAUGACUUUAGUUAAUUUUGCCACAUGGUUUUAAUAAAUGACAUGAAUUGCUGAAUGUUA
Molecule: messenger RNA, 3120 nt
Organism: Nerophis ophidion (straightnose pipefish)
Lineage: Eukaryota; Metazoa; Chordata; Actinopteri; Syngnathiformes; Syngnathidae
Product: arsenite methyltransferase-like
Exons: 11
Coding region: 139-1251 (370 amino acids)
Biological process (GO): toxin metabolic process; arsonoacetate metabolic process
Cellular component (GO): cytosol
Molecular function (GO): arsenite methyltransferase activity
Source: RefSeq, a predicted model, not a curated record